Molecule: messenger RNA, 1545 nt
Organism: Glarea lozoyensis ATCC 20868
Lineage: Eukaryota; Fungi; Ascomycota; Leotiomycetes; Helotiales; Helotiaceae
Product: MFS general substrate transporter
Exons: 6
Coding region: 1-1545 (514 amino acids)
Biological process (GO): transmembrane transport; carbohydrate transport
Cellular component (GO): membrane
Molecular function (GO): carbohydrate:proton symporter activity
Source: RefSeq, a predicted model, not a curated record
AUGGUGUCCAAAUCUAGGAUGUACAAUUGGUACAUCGCUAUGGUAGCCGCAGGGUGCAUGGUUCUUUACGGAUAUGACGCCGCAGUCUUCAAUGCUGUUCAGAAGAAUGAGCACUGGCUAUCACAUUUCAACAAGCCGCAAGGCAAUCUGUUAGGAUUGAUCAACACAUCGUAUUCUAUCGGUGCCAUUGUUUCUGGAUGGUUUAUCGGAGGACCUACUGCCGAUUUCUUGGGUAGACGUUGGGGAAUGGGGAUAGGUUGUUUUAUUACCGUCAUUGCAACUCUCAUCCAAGCCUUCGCACCAAGACAUCAAGUCGGCGUCUUCAUCCUAGGUCGUGUGAUUAUUGGUAUUGGACAAGGAAUGGCUUUGACCGCUGGACCAUGCUACAUCGGAGAAGUGACCGCACCAAGCAUUCGAGGAAAGGUGAUGUCUUUCUGGCAGAUGUUUUAUUCGGUUGGAUCCUUCAUCGCGUACUGGGUCGCAUAUGCCACAGCCAAGCACUCCAAGGCUCUAGGUGAUUGGGAUUGGAGAAUGGUCGUGAUAUUCCAAAUGCUGGUCCCACUCAUCAUCAUCGUUCAACUUCCUUUCAUGCCCGAAUCGCCCCGUUUCUUGGCAAAGAAAGACCGUAUCGACGAGGCACGAGCUGCUCUCAGGUCAGUUCGGGAUACUGAACAAGAAGUCGAAGACGAGCUUUUGACUAUCCGCGAAGCUAUCACAUACGAGAGGGAAGUCGUUUCUUCGUCCUACUCGGCAUUGUACAAGGACAAGUCUAUCAGAAAGAGAAUGGCUCUUGCUUUCGUCAUCAACGUUGGUCAGCAGCUUACCGGACAGGGAACACUCAACAGUUACUCCUCCACCAUCUACAAGAAAGUCUUCAAGGACAUUGACACCAUCAAUCUUAUCAACGCUCUCAACGCUACUUGCGGUAUUCUUUUCACCUUGAAUGCAACCUGGACUGUGGACAGAUUUGGUCGAAAAUUCCUCUUCAUUGUCGGUGCCAUUGGCAUGGCUAUGUGUAUGUUGAUCGUCCCCAUCAUCGGUCUUGAGACACCCGGCAACGAAACGAAAUCUCAACCCGUCGGUAUCGCGAUUACAGCUAUGCUCUUCCUCUUCAUCUUCUUUUACAAGCCAUCUUGGGGAGCAACGACUUGGAUUUGGACCGCCGAGAUCUUUUCCAUGAAUGUCAGAACACAGGCUGUGGGAAUGUGCUCUCAAAUGCAGAAUGUUGCACAGUGCAUCUUCAACCAGUUUUUCCCAACCUUCUACGCCAAUUGUGGAUUAAAAUCGUUCUUCUUCUUCAUGACGACCAACAUUCUCCUCGCUGUCUUUGUGUACUUCAUGAUCCCUGAAACCAAGUCUGUCGCUUUGGAAGAGAUCGACGUGCUCUUUGGCGGCGCAAACCACACUGAAAAGGGUGGAGAUCUAUUGCAUGUAGAGGAUGCACACCACGCACACAUUGGUGUUGACAAUGUUGCCGGCCACGAGGACAAAAUCUCUCCUGUUGUCCAGCACGAGCAGGUCCCUGCAAAGGAACUGAAGAUAUAA